Messenger RNA from Drosophila willistoni, 1613 nucleotides. RefSeq lists its product as uncharacterized. The coding region runs from base 246 to 1388 and encodes 380 amino acids. The transcript is spliced from 2 exons. The record is from RefSeq and is a predicted model, not a curated record. NCBI's taxonomy places the organism in Eukaryota, Metazoa, Arthropoda, Insecta, Diptera, Drosophilidae.
UAUUUUUGUCAUACUUAAAAACAAAAUAAAGAAAUCGUGUCGGAACUAGACAAACAUUUUUCGGAUCUAGCAAAACAAACACAUAUAUAUAGAGAUAGAUAUAUAUAUAUAUAUUGUGCAUGAUAGAUAUCCCAAAGGUUGUGUGUAUGUGAUAUUUUGGGGGAACAAAGAAAUUUUUGGGACUAAAGGAAAGGAGUGGCCCCCAAGCUGCAGCAGGAAGUGGUGGCAAAGUGCUGGUGGUGGAGAUGGAUGACUAUGACAUCGAUAUCGAUUUGGAUUUCGUACAAUUGAGCCGGCAGCAGUUGCUGCAACGCUACACAAAUGCAGUGCGCCAACUGAGACGAAUUGCCGAAAUAAACUAUGGAGUGCGACCACUGAGCUUCGACAACUAUGUGAUCUAUCAAUAUUUCCGUCAACAGACGCAGCUGAAUAGCGGCGGUAGGGGUGGCAGCGGCAGCGGCCAUCCCAUGAUGGCCUAUUUGAGAUUGCAGGUGCUCCAUCAUUUUCUGGAUCGUCGGCGACAAAUUCUAUGCUGGUUAUUCUAUCUAACAUUGAUGUCCCUGUGUGUGGUGGCCUAUCGGUAUGAGACAUCCAGCCGAUCGGAGGAUCGUGUUGUCCCAUCUAUGGUCUAUCCGGGAAUGAGAAUGUGGCGUCGCAUGACAAUGCCGUUAAUACAACGCUUUCCCCGGCUCACCGAGCUCUACGAUGAGUCCUGUCUGAUGGGUAAUCCCUUCUUUCAGGUGGAGGAUCUCAAUUGUGGCCCGUGCGCCAAUGUGGAGAGCGUAUGGUUUAAAGAGAACGAAAGUGACAGCGUUCCGUCGUCACCGGAUGCCGAUCAUUUGCCCUUUGCCUUCCGAAGUCAACAAAAUGCCAUCGAUAUAAGUGAUUUCUAUAAUAUAUAUGCCAAUAACCAUAAGAUCUUCCAACGUGAUGCUUAUCGUGUACAUUCCACCAAUAAGGGUGUACACAAUCUUGAGGAUCUCUUUGGUCAGUUCAAUACCAGUGGCUGGUCACAGCAGGCUCACAAUAUAUGGCGUUGCAAUCGGAUGCUGCCUGCCCGUUUAUUGCGUCCCUUCUUCGCUCGUCCCACACAAUUGCCCAGCAUGGGCGUGGCCCUGGAGCGAUAUGUGACCAUUGAUACGGCAUUGGCGCCAUCGUAUACCCUACCCGAAACGGAAUGCCCCAAUGUCUAUGUCCAUCAGGCGGUCGGUUCACGUUUCAUCAUCUUGCGGCCGACCAGCGAAUGUCGUCAUCGUUGCCGUACUCUCUCCAUGCGUUUGCCGCCAUCAUUUGUCCUCAGCUAUAAUUGGUUGUAUUGGAAACCGGUCUCGGCCCCAGAUCCUAUAUCCGAAAAUCUAUCAAUCAGUCUGAUUGGCUCCUAUUGCUAAGGAACCAAGAAAAAACUGAAACCGAAAACGUAAAAAUGCAGAAACUGAAAAACAUAUUGCUCACUUUUAAGUUUCGUAGAUUUAUGUAUAUAUCACUCAAACUUAUACACCAUUUAUAUAUGUAUGUAUAUACAUACGAUCAUGCCAAAAUUUUAACUAACGAAUUUCUUUUUGUUGUUCCUUCCUGUUUUUGCCCUUAAGACAAAAAGCUUUCCAAAUUUUAAU